UGUUGAACUGUUAAACACUUAUCAUAUUGAGCUUUUGAUUGAUAGUUUAUUGUACACUGGAUGAAUUAUUUACUGAAUAUUUAUAAUGGAAAGACCGGAUUCCCAAGGAUUUAUCAAUGUAACAUGGCCAAGCAAAACUGUUCCCCACGGUGGUAUUUUUCAUUCUCAGAUUGUGGAACCAUCAACUGAUAAACAACAAUUCUUAAAAGUACUUUUGGAAGAAUCUAAGCUCACCAUUGCUCAGCGACGUAGCGCGUAUACUCUGAGACGAGAUGACCAGAAACCAGAUCAUCAGAUUUACACUGGACCACAAAUGUCAACAGUGCGGCCGCGCACCUCCCGCCGACGUUCAUUAUCUGCUAUCAGGGAAUCUGGAGUUUUUGAAAUUGAGCCAUAUUGUCCAUUAAAACGAGGCGAAGAUCGGGAGAAAUUGAAGCAGAAUUUGGCGAAUUUCAUGGAACACGGUGACAUUCCGCAAAAAGUGACUUCACCACCUCGAUCUGUAAAAGCCAUUCGCAAAUUACCCACCAAUAAAGAAAAAUGGAAUGAUCUUGUAACUCAAAUUCGGGAGCGGGCCGAGUGGCUUGCUGAAAUGGAAUAUCUUGGUGAGGCGGGACAGCACCGGGAUAUUAUAAAGGAUCAGAUAGCAGAAAGAAUGCGAGCAUUGGAUGCGCUGGGCUUAGAUGAGUACAACACAAACAGAUCUACUGACUCCGGAUUCAGUACAGUGAGAAGUACAGAGAAUAACCAAAUGAGUGUUAGAAGUAAUGGCAGUGUGGCUAAAUCUGUGUCCUCGACACCUUCUACUAAGAUGCAAAGGAAACUCGCACAGAAGUCUGCAAUAAGGCAUAAAAUUAUUGAAGAAAAUGUUUCAUCUUACAGACAAUUAUCUCCACUACAGUAUUCAGCAAGACGUCGUGUUUAA
Molecule: messenger RNA, 925 nt
Organism: Achroia grisella
Lineage: Eukaryota; Metazoa; Arthropoda; Insecta; Lepidoptera; Pyralidae
Product: UPF0193 protein EVG1 homolog
Exons: 5
Coding region: 86-925 (279 amino acids)
Source: RefSeq, a predicted model, not a curated record